Molecule: messenger RNA, 1702 nt
Organism: Sander lucioperca (pikeperch)
Lineage: Eukaryota; Metazoa; Chordata; Actinopteri; Perciformes; Percidae
Product: CD209 antigen-like protein E
Exons: 9
Coding region: 297-1244 (315 amino acids)
Source: RefSeq, a predicted model, not a curated record
UUUCCUCUUUUUUACAAUCAGGAAGAAACAUCUUUAUCUUAUUAGCUUUACUUAACUUUAAUAUACUUUUAUAAGGUUAUCUGAAGGGUUUCAUUAUACGGAUUCCCAAACGACUGAAUGCCUAAAUCUGAGUCAACUUUUUAAGUUAAGUGGGACUUUUCGUCUAACAGUAACAAAUGUAUUAGUGUGUGCAUCUAUCUUAGUGGUUUGUGCUGCGGCCACUUCCUGUGUUAAAGGAGUGCUCAACUCAAAGACAGACAGUGUCCCUAACCAUAGGUUCAGUUCAGUUUGUCAAGAUGGCUGCAGAUACUGUCGCUGCGCCACGUUUGAGGUUGAAUGUGAGAUAUAACAGAAACGUUGAAGAGAACAGCGGAGAGGAAGAGGAGAAUCAGGUGGAGAUCUUAGAGGAUGAAGAGCAUUACGCUGAACUCGGGCCACAAAGAGCCAGACCACGCAAUCCUGCAGCCGGCAACAGAAGGUGCUUCAGAGCUACUGCAGUGACUCUGGGAGGGUUUUAUCUUCUGCUAUUGGCUGGACUCUUCAUUCACUUCACUUUGAUGCAGACCAGAUACGACCAACUGAGCAGCAACUACAGCCAGAUCCAGAGGAAAGUUUCUGACGUAUCCGUCAAAAUCAGUCAGUUACAGAGCAGCUGCGAAACACUGAGUGUAAAUCACAGUCAGUUACAGGAUGAAGUAAAGCAGCUGGAGACCAGAAUUAAAGUCACUUUGCUGCAGACCAGAUACGACCAACUGAGCAGCAACUACAGCCAGAUCCAGAGGAAAGUUUCUGACAUAUCUGUCGAAAACAGUCAGUUACAGGAUGAAAUAAAGCAGCUGAAGUGCAGAAUUAAAGAGAAGCAGUGUCCUGACAGAUGGAAGAGUUUUGGAUGCAGUUGUUACUUUAAAUCUGAGCAGACGGACUAUUGGUAUGGACGUAGAGCUGACUGUCAGAUGAGUGGAGCAGAUCUGGUCAUCAUAAACAAUGAAGAGGAACAGAAGUUUGUCACUGAGCUGAGUAAGGAUGGAGAGUACUGGAUUGGUCUAUUGGGACAGAGCCAAGAAGGAGAAUACAAAUGGAAAUGGGUCGACGGAUCACCGCUGACAGAAACGUUCUGGGCAUCAGGACUGCCUCGCGGAGACGGUAACUAUAAAGCUGCAACAUGCUGCGAUCAACAAGGAAAAUGGACACAAAGAACUUAUGGUGAUAAUAAGAAGUGGAUCUGUGAGAAAGAUAUUAUCUGAACUCUGUGAUGACAGAGGGGUGUGUAGUGUUGGGAUCAACUUUGUCAAAUCAGACUAAUUUACAUUUUGCUCAGUAGAUUAUUCUGUGUUGCUAAAUAACCUGGAUUACAUAGAUAUCGUUCCUCUGCCCUUCAUAGUGCACAAUCUGGUUAGAAGUCCUGAGCACUUCCUCUGUAGUCCUACAGGAUUAUAAUAGUAAAAGCUAAUAAAAACAUGGAAUUGCAGGUUGUCAGCUUUUAGAACAUUUUACACACCACCCAAAAUAAAACCCCUCCCUACCUCCAUCUCCCCUCCCUAACUCAUCUCUACAACCUAUCAAAUCAAAUCAUUAUUCAUGUCUAACGCUGCAGCUGGUAUUCUUGUAUUGUAUCUUAUUCCAUUGUAGCCUGUUCUUAUUUUUUUAUCUCUUUCAUGAAAGUUUUUAACUUCUCUUUAAUGUUUUAUGUAAAGCGUUUUGA